This is a messenger RNA of Oldenlandia corymbosa var. corymbosa, 2457 nucleotides long. NCBI's taxonomy places the organism in Eukaryota, Viridiplantae, Streptophyta, Magnoliopsida, Gentianales, Rubiaceae. The record is from the annotation of a GenBank genome assembly.
AAGACAAGAAGAAAGAAGGUUUAAAUAAUUACUAUAACCACUACAAAAAAGCCUUUAUUUCCCAAAGCUAAGAACUUUCAGGACUAUAUAAGUAGGCUAAUCAUAUUCAGAAGACUCUGACCUCCAGUUGCUAAUUUUAAAGAAUCCUAAUCAAGUAAUAUGGCCCAAGAAAUAAAAAAGAUCACAAACAACGACGAAGUGAAACACAACAAUGAUCAAGAAUCCAAGUGGGUGCAUGAUUCAUCUAUAGAUUACAAAGGAAAUACUCCAGCUAGAGCUUCAACUGGUGCAUGGAGAGCUUCCAUCUUUAUCAUUGGUAAGGACUUCUUGUAGCAUGUUUAUAGUUAUCAUAUGUACAAGGUAUCUUACUCUCCCUCCCUCCCAUUUUAAUAGCACAUUCGUUGAACUAAAAUGGACGGAGGGACUUUUGAUUUGGUGACUAAUUUCAAAACUUUUUAAUACAUUAUUCAUGCAUGGCACGUGAAAUUGGAAAGCAAUGGAGUUAAGUGAAAGAGUGACAUACUUCGGAACAGCACUGAACCUUAUCAUCUACUUCACCAAAGUGUUACAUCAGGAUAUCAAAACCGCGGCGAGGAAUGUAAACUAUUGGUCGGGAGUCACAACCAUUUUGCCUUUGUUUGCUGCUUUCCUUGCCGAUGCCUAUUUUGGCCGAUUCCUUGUGAUCUUACUAUCUUCAAUCAUACAUAUAAUGGUAACAUUUGUAUUGUUUUCCACCCGGUUUUGGUAUAGUAUUAUAGCUUGUCUAAUCUUAGUAAUUUUGAAUUCUAGGUGAGGUAAGAUUUUGACUUUUGGUUAAUUAUCAUCAGGGAUUGAGCCUGCUUACAAUGUCACAGUUCAUUCCUAUCCUAAAACCUUGCAAUCAAGUUGAAAAUCACUGCAACCGUGACCCUAAAGUUCACGAAAUCGUAUUCUUCAUUGGCUUGUACUUUCUAGCCCUGGGAACUGGAGGAUACCUGCCAAGUUUGCAAAGUUUUGGCGCAGAUCAAUUUGAUGAGAAUCAUUUAAAGGAAAGAAUGCAAAGAAUGUCAUUUUUUAACUGGUGGGUUUUCGUCGUUUGUACCGGGAUCUUGCUUGGUAUGACAUUGAUUGUUUAUGUGCAAGACCAUCUUGGCUGGGGACUUGCAACUACAAUACUAACUGUCAUGAUGGGUGUUUCUGUGUUAGUGUUCUAUUUUGGCAAGCCAUUUUAUCGGUAUAGGAAGCCGCAGGGGAGCCCUUUAAUUCCCAUUUUUCAGGUCUUGAUUGCUGCUCUAAUCAAAAGGAAACUUCCCCAUCCAUCAAGCCCUGACAUGUUAUAUGAGAUGUCUGAAUCUCAUAACCUUCAUGGAAGGCUACUAUGUCACACAAAUAGCCUUAGAUGUCUUGAUAAAGCAGCAAUAGUGGAAGAUAAUGCACAGCGGAUCAACACCAAGAGACUAGCAACGGUUACCAUGGUUGAGGAAACAAAACUUGUAUUUAAUCUGUUUCCAAUAUGGCUAACAUCUGUGAUAUUUGGAGUUUGCUUGGCACAGUCUCCAACGUUCUUCAUUAAGCAAAGCAGUAUGAUGAACAGAAAGAUAGGAAACGGAUAUGAAAUCCCACCUCCUAGUGUAGGUACUGUUGGUCCGAUCACAAUGUUACUCGCAGUUGCUCUCUAUGAGAAGAUACUAAUCCCGGCACUAAGAAAUGUGAAGGGAGACGAGCGUGGCUUAAAAAUUCUUCAGAGAAUAGGUAUAGGAAUGAUAUUCCCAAUCUUGGGGAUGGCAAUUGCCGCAUUGGUGGAGAGAAAAAGAUUAGGAUUAGCCAAAGAGGAAGUUGAACAAGAAAAUCAAACAGGACAAAUUCUUCCAAUGAGUGUGUUUUGGAUACUUCCUCAGUACAUAAUUUUUGCGAUUGCAGAUACAUUUGCCCUAGUUGGUUUACAAGAGUUCUUUUAUGAGCAAGCUCCUGAGUCAAUGCGAAGCUUAGGCGUCGCAUUUCUAUAUAGUGCACUUGGAGUUGGCAACUUUGUUAGUGGUUUCAUCAUAUCCAUUACAGCAAACAUCACUGAGAAGUUAGGAACCAGUUGGUUUGGAAAGGACUUGAACAACAGCCGUUUAGACAAGUUUUAUUGGCUCAUGACAAUUAUAAGUGCUCUCAACUUGGGUAUGUAUGUUUUCUUUGCAAAGAGACAGAUGUACAAGAAUGUGAAGAAUAAAAUGUCGGUGGCCAAUGACUUGGAAGUUGACAGAGCUCAUGCAAUGACAUAAGAUUUUAUUUUUAUAUCCAUUUCUCAUUGUUUGCAUGUGUAAACAUUCAGAAAGAGCAAGUUUGAAGCUCUCUCAAAAUAACUAGAAAGCAAUGGAGUAGCUUUUUUUUUUCAUCUAAAUUUGACAUUCACAAUAUGAAGUACACAAUUUAAUUGGUUUGGCUUGUUGAUUGUAUAUCUAAGAAUGAAGAUUUCUAUCGCGUCUUGGC